GGUUUUAGGGGUGAUAGUGAAUUGGCGGCUUCCCGGUAGUAUUAGCCGGUAGCGCCGUUGGUUGGCAACAUUGUGUGGCGCGCGAAUCUGCAGAGAAGUUUUCAUUUUCUGUGGUGAGGCCGGCCAUACGCGUUUGGUGUCUUGCUUCGCCGGCUGUGUCAGAUCGAGCUUGUGGAGAGACGAGUUUUGAAGAACUUUCAGCAACCGAAGCAGUAAUAAUGUUCGUUUUAGGAGCAACACCAUGCCCAAAAAUAAGAAAGAUUCUUCAGACUCCGAUUCUGGUCCUGAUGAUGUGGCUCCAUCUAAGAAGCCCAAAACUGCCAGUAGUAGUAAAGCAGAUGAAGAAGAACCAACCUGGACCAUUGAUAAAAACAGAUUUCUUAAAAUUCGUGAAUUUAAAGGGAGAAUAUUCGUGGACAUCAGAGAGUUCUAUGAAUCCGAUGGGGAACUCAAACCAGGCAAAAAAGGUAUUAGUUUGACACCCACACAAUGGAGGAAGAUCUGUGACCUGGCAGAUGAAGUUAACGAUACGUUGAAAAAGAAGGCUUAACACGUAAAGAAAACAUGUGAUUUUACAUUUUCAUUACCUUUUUUUAAACUGUAUUUAACCGUUUUAUUAUCUUGUCACUUACCUCCCAUGUAAAUGUGUGAAAAUUGCGUAUUUAAAUAACCUAUCUUAACUAUAUUUUUACUUGUCACAAUUCAAUGACAUAAUUCAUAAAACUAGCAUUAUUUGCGUUUGGUUCUGAACCAUCAGUGGAUAUUAUUACCUGAACUGUUGGUUGCAUGUGGAGUUUCUUCUUCUCCUUUUAAGUUACGUUAAAGUUCAUCAAAGAAAUACUUAUGCAUUCUUAAGAGUACAAUUUAAAAUAUUUUUUGGAGAGGUCGAUUCAGUGUAUGUAGAACAUAUCGGGUGCGUUGGGAGAAUUCUCAUAAUAAGGAACUUACGUCGUAGCAAGUUAUGUUCCUAUACAGCGGCGAGGUGUACGCGCGUCGGCCAUAUUACUUUGGUAAGAACGAGAAUAUUUAUUGGUUUUUAUCUGUCAGUGUUCAGAUUUUAAUUUUUUUGGCAGUUAUAGAAAUUUUUCAGAGUUUAAAUUAUUUCUUUACGCCCGAAGACGAUAGUUUUCGAUUUUUGCUAGGCCGCGCACAUUGUACUGCGAAGUGUGACAUGGUUUCGUUGUUUGUGGCGAACUCGGGAGGUGGUGUUUUUGCCGGUAGCCCAAUGUACUGUAAUGACUCGGUGUUAUUUAAUUUGAAAUGACGUCGCUUGAAGAUAGCAAGUUCCUAAAAGGUGCGAGAACAACAAGUGACAUUGAAAAGUUAGAAGUUGAAGUAGAUGUUUAUGCCGGCGUUACCUACACUGACACUGAAAAAACAGAAUUCACUUCUGCUAAAAAUAUUAACUCAUCACAGACAUGGGGAAGUGCAGAAGGAUCAUCGAAUGCGGGGACAGAACAAAUAUCAAAUAAAUUCGCUUGUAAAAUAUGUUUGAGAAGUUUUAGUCAGCAAGUUAAUUUAGUAAGGCAUGAAAGAAUACAUACCGGGGAAAGACCUUAUCGAUGUGAAAUUUGUUUGAAAUCUUUUUCCCAACAGUCCAAUUUGUGGAAACAUAUUAGAACUCAUACGGGAGAGAAGCCUUUCUCCUGUAAUGUUUGUGGCAAAUCAUUCACACAACAAGCAAAUCUUGUGAAACAUGUUCGGAUUCAUACUGGUGAACGACCAUUUAUUUGCCCUGUAUGUAAAAAAGCCUUUGCCCAACGUUCAAACAUGUUGAAACACGAGAAGACUCACACUGGAGAGCGCCCUUUUCAUUGUACUUUUUGCUCAAAAACCUUUGCCCAGCAGUCUUAUUUGGAUAAACAUGAACGUACACAUACAGGUGCUAAGCCAUAUUCUUGUAAGAUCUGUCACAAAGCAUUUACACAGCAAAGCAACAUGACUAAACAUAUAUCCAUUCAUUUGAAGGAGAAGCCUUUUCCUUGUAAGUUUUGCCAGAAAUCAUACACUCAAAAAUCCAAUUUAGAGAAACACGGAAAGAAAUGCCAAUUUAAAAAGGAAAAUACUAGAAAUCUAGAGGUCAAAAAGGAGUCAGAGGUAGAGAAUGAUAAUGAGUCUCUUCUAGAAAGUGACUCUUCAGAAUAAAAUUGAAACUAGUACUGUAAGAUGUUUAGGUCUCUAGCAGUUCAUCAUUUUCAAUUAGCUGGCAGAUUUUGUGAAUAUUAUCUUGUCAAUGUAAAUCACUUGUAGUGAAAAUGUAAUGAUGAAAUGUAUAGUGAAAUAGAGCAUUGUGCAAUGUGGUUGCAAUGUUAUACAAGGCAUACUUUUAAGAAUGUAUUUUCAGUGUUCUAAAUGCAAUUUUAAUGUAUUUAGGAUGAAACAGGAUUUUUUUUAAGAAUUUGUCAAAUUUUGUAAUUUUUUCCCUUAAACCUUAUAUAUAAAAUUUUUGUUGUACAGCAGGUCUUGAAUUUUAUAAUUUUCCUCUCACAUUCUUUUCCUUUAUAAAAAUGUUCUUAUAUGGAUAAUCUUACAUAGCAGUAAUGAAGUGUAAAGUUUUGAUGAUAUCUUUCAUGUGGAUUUUUAAAGGGUGACACCUGUGCAAAAAGUCUUCAGAAUGUGUGUAAUAAUUCAAUAUCCAUUUGUAGGUAUAAAUUUGUUGUUCUAAAAUUGUAAUUUUUGUAGGAAAAAAUUAUUUUAAAAUGGUUAUCCAAACUUGGUCAAUUAGUAAAUGAAACAAUGACUUAGGCACUGUUGCUUCAGGAAGCAAUGUUUUUUAAGUACAAAUCCAAAAUUUUUUAAGGAUUAAAUUAGGUAUCGUAGAAACAAAAAUCCUCUUUUAAAUAUAGAAACUAGUUUUGUUAAACUACUGCAAUGUCAUGAAGUUAAAGUUGUAAUUUAUUGCUUUGAAAUUUUUUAAAGAAUUUCAAAGAAAUAUGUAGUCAUUAGUUACCUAAAACUAGUGUUUCAGCCUGUUAUUCAAUUUUCAGUAUAAUUUUGAUCAGUUGAUGUUCCUGGGUAAAUCAACUGCUUUGAUGAUUAGUCCCCUUAGUGUAAUGUAGGUUUUAUCCCAGGAGGUAGGAGUGAUCCUCUUGUUUUUGUAUGAUCUGGUACUAACCUCAAUGACAACUGAAGGGAUUUCCUUCUCCGGGUAUUGUCCCAGCAGGCACAAGCUUAAAGUUCCCAACUCAUCCCAGUGUGUGUUGUAGAGUGUAAGCAUGUAAAUGUGUGAAGUGUAAGGAGGUUAUAGGACAAGGAAGAGGAAGUAAAGAUGGUGUGCAGUCUGGGCCUGUUAUUAGGGUACUGUUCUUGCAUAUGCGUGAUACUGAUAGGAAAACCAGAAAUCU
Molecule: messenger RNA, 3344 nt
Organism: Gryllus bimaculatus (two-spotted cricket)
Lineage: Eukaryota; Metazoa; Arthropoda; Insecta; Orthoptera; Gryllidae
Source: the annotation of a GenBank genome assembly